This is a messenger RNA of Drosophila ananassae, 1062 nucleotides long. RefSeq lists its product as uncharacterized. The transcript is spliced from 2 exons. The record is from RefSeq and is a predicted model, not a curated record. Bases 37 to 828 code for a protein of 263 amino acids. NCBI's taxonomy places the organism in Eukaryota, Metazoa, Arthropoda, Insecta, Diptera, Drosophilidae.
GUUGAAAACUCUUAUCUUUAGAUAAAUAUAGAGUGAAUGGAGUAUAUAUACCAAAACGAAUGGGACCCAGCCGCCAUAGACGAAUCAAAAACCAAAAAUAUGAGUCAGGCCGUUGGAGUAUUUGGACUUUUGCUGCUAUCUCUGACAGCUUCUCAAGCUGACACGUCCGUGAGCCUGAAUGAAAGAGGAACUGCGAUCGAAACCACAAACUAUGGACCCGUCACCAUGGUGGUUGACAAUCUGGCGGAGAUUGCAGUGAAUGUCAGCGAUGAGACCACAGGCCAACUGCAGGCCAAGAUGGAUCGUACUGGACAGGACAUCAGGGGAUAUAUCGAGGUGCUCGUCACAAGUGCCUCGGCUCAGUUAAGCGAUGUCAUCUUUGAGACCACAAACGUCCUGAUUGCGAAUCCCGACUGCAAUCCGGCUUGGAGUCUUGACGAGAUCAAUGAAAAUGUGACGACUCAAGUGAAUGGGUGUACAGAUGGUCUGGUAAUUCUUCUCGAGAACUUCCGCCAAAGCGGACAACAGGCCAUGGCCAGUGUCCAGGGAUUCGUCCAGAAAAUAGCCCAACUCCCAGCUCAGUGCCAACUGUUGGAAGGGGCACAACCGAAUCCUCUGGCUUCCAUCGGAGGGUCUGUGUGCUUUAUCAAUGGCAUGGCCGAGAUAAAUGUGGGCAUGGCCCAGUCCAUGCACAAUGCCUCCCUGCUUUUGGUUCAAACGCAUCAGGCCGCCGAGGAGCAAGUGAUGCUCGCAGAGCAGUGCCUUGGAGCGGUUGUGCAGCAGAUCGGGGACUAUCUCCGCCAGGAACAGGAUCAAUGCCAGCAGUAAAGGCAAACUGUUUUAAAAGAAAUACAAAUUUAUGCACCCAUAGGACGGCAGAAUCGAAGGACUCGCCACAUCCUGCUCACUUAUUCGAAAUGCAUGACAUUUAUUUGACAACUUUUUGAUUGAUUUUACAGCUGCUCCAAAAGAACUGGAGAACUCAUCUCCAUAUGAAGUACAGUGGAACAUGUCCCGACAGCUUUCAAAUAUUAAAAUGAAUCCUCAGUUAGCUCUUCAUAA